Achroia grisella is the source of this 802-nucleotide messenger RNA. It is a transcript of the gene Prosalpha2, whose product is annotated as proteasome subunit alpha type-2. Lineage: Eukaryota; Metazoa; Arthropoda; Insecta; Lepidoptera; Pyralidae. The record is from RefSeq and is a predicted model, not a curated record. Gene Ontology annotation, cellular component: proteasome core complex, alpha-subunit complex; proteasome core complex. Bases 49 to 753 code for a protein of 234 amino acids. The transcript is spliced from 6 exons. Gene Ontology annotation, biological process: ubiquitin-dependent protein catabolic process.
CAAUUUUGUUUUUGACAUUUAACAUUUCUGACAUUUUGCAAUGUAAUCAUGGCGUCAGAACGGUAUAGUUUCUCUCUCACCACUUUCAGCCCGUCAGGAAAAUUAGUGCAAAUAGAAUAUGCUUUAGCAGCUGUAGCAGCCGGCGGUACUUCCGUCGGUAUAAAAGCAUCCAAUGGAAUUGUCAUUGCCACUGAGAACAAACACAAGAGCAUACUGUAUGAUGAACACAGUGUGAACAAAGUUGAAAUGAUCACGGGACAUAUUGGCAUGGUGUACUCAGGAAUGGGGCCAGACUACCGCCUGCUCGUCACCCAGGCUCGCAAGAUGGCGCAGCAGUAUUACUUGAUGUAUCACGAACCGAUACCCACAGCUCAACUUGUGCAGCGAGUGGCUACUGUCAUGCAGGAAUAUACACAGUCUGGUGGUGUACGCCCCUUCGGGGUGUCGCUCCUGAUCUGCGGGUGGGACAACGACCGCCCCUACCUGUUUCAAUGUGAUCCAUCUGGAGCAUACUUUGCAUGGAAGGCAACAGCAAUGGGCAAGAAUUUCAACAACGGCAAAACAUUCCUUGAAAAGAGGUAUACCGAGGACUUGGAGCUGGAUGAUGCGGUCCACACCGCCAUCCUGACACUCAAAGAAGGCUUCGAAGGUCAGAUGACUGAAGAUAACAUUGAAGUCGGGAUAUGUGAUGCGAGCGGCUUCAGACGCCUGGAACCAGCUCACGUUAAAGACUACUUAGCAAAUAUACCUUAAGAUUUGUAAUAAUUGGAAUAAAUGGUUUUUUUUAUAUAUAUAUAUUUUA